Molecule: messenger RNA, 1404 nt
Organism: Peromyscus eremicus (cactus mouse)
Lineage: Eukaryota; Metazoa; Chordata; Mammalia; Rodentia; Cricetidae
Gene: Asb18
Product: ankyrin repeat and SOCS box containing 18
Exons: 6
Coding region: 1-1404 (467 amino acids)
Biological process (GO): neuronal action potential; intracellular signal transduction; negative regulation of delayed rectifier potassium channel activity
Cellular component (GO): axon initial segment; synapse; membrane
Molecular function (GO): transmembrane transporter binding
Source: RefSeq, a predicted model, not a curated record
AUGUCCAGUUGGGACUCACCACCCGAUUACCCCCUCAGUUCAGACUUAGUGAGGAGAUUAAAGUCUGCCCUGGCCACUGGGGACAAGGACACUGUGCAGGAACUGAUCUGCACUGAGGUGGAGCCCGUGGACGCUGUGAUAGAGCUGGCUAAUGACGACUGGAUGAAGGACCCCUCAGCUCAGCUGCCCACGGCAGUGCUGCUAGGAGACCUGGACAAUAUUCUAUCCCUCAUGAACCAGUUCUUCCAGGAUGCCAACGUGGUGUUUGAGAUCACUACUGGAGAGAUGGAGUGGCAGGUGACAUCCUUGGCCACUUUUGGGCUCUCAGGCCUCUGGACCCUGGAGUACAAGCGGGAGCUCACCACACCGCUGUGCAUCGCUGCAGCCCACGGCCACGUGUUCUGCGUGCGACACCUUCUCAGUCACAGCGCUGAUCCGGAUGCCAGGCCCGGAGGUCGUGGUGCCCUACACGAGGCCUGCCUCGGGGGCCAUACCGCCUGCACCCAGCUGUUGCUGCAGCACGGGGCAGACCCAGAUCUGCUCAGCGCCGAGGGCCUGGCACCCCUGCAUCUGUGCCGCACACCCGCCUCUCUGGGGUGCGCGCAGGCGCUGCUGGAGCACGGCGCGACAGUACAGCUGGAGUGCGGCCCUGGCCGGGACACGCCGCUGCACGUGGCGGCCCAGUACGGCCUGGACGAGCACGCGCAACUCUACCUGGGCCGCGGCGCGCGCGUGGACGCGAGGAACGGUCGCGGCGAGACAGCCUUGAGCGCGGCGUGCGGAGCGGCGACGCGGAGCCCUGACGAGCACGCGCGCUGCCUGCGGCUGUGCGCGCUCCUGCUGCGCGGCGGCGCGGCGGCAGACGCGCGCGACGAGGACGAGCGCAGCCCGCUGCACAAGGCCUGCGGCCGCGCGCGCCCCAGCCUGUGCACGCUCCUGCUGCUGCACGGCGCCGACGCGGGCGCGCUCGACUACGGUGGAGCGUCGCCGCUGGCGCGCGCACUGCAGACGGCCACGUGCGCGCCCCCGGCAGCGCCACAGCGCACGGUGCAGGCUCUACUCAACCACGGAUCCCCCUUGGUGUGGCCCGACGCCUUCCCCAAGGUGCUGAGGACCUGUGCACAGGUGCCCGCUGUCAUUGAAGUUCUCGUCAACUCCUACACUAAGCUCCGAGUUUCCGAGUCUUGGCAGGAGGUGAUUCCUGAAGAAGUAUACCAGAUGCACGAGCCUUUCUACAGGUCUUUCUUCGCCUUGGCGCACAACCCACGCUGCCUGCAGCACCUUUGCCGCUGCGCCAUCCGAAGGCUCUUAGGCAAGAAGUGUUUUCUCCUUGUGCCCCAGCUACCCCUCCCCGAGACCCUGCAAACGUAUCUGCUUCUGGAGCCAGAGGGUGUUCUGCGUUGA